This is a messenger RNA of Funneliformis caledonium, 261 nucleotides long. The record is from the annotation of a GenBank genome assembly. Lineage: Eukaryota; Fungi; Glomeromycota; Glomeromycetes; Glomerales; Glomeraceae.
AUGAAAGUAUUAAAACUUUCUAAAUAUCCUGAUGGUUUCUCUGGUGAUGGUUUUUCUGAUGGUGGUUUCUCUAGUAGUAGUUCUUUUGGUAGUGGUUCCUCUACUGUUCAACAUUUUUUACAACUCCUUAACAAAGAAUAUGCAAAGUUAAAAAAUAAAGCAUUUAUUGAGUAUGGUGAUGUUCCUAAUAGUAAUUAUGAAAAGCAUCUUAGAGAAAACAGUAUCAUUGAUGAUGAGAAUAUUCAAUUAAAAGUAGCAUAA